AUGGCUCCGACCAAGAAAUCCGCUCCAGCUAAAGCUGUCGCCGCGAAGAAGUCGGUUGUUAAAGGAAACAACCAAACACACCGCAAGAAGAUCCGCACAUCAGUUCACUUCAGACGCCCAAAAACUUUGAGACAAACCAGAGCUCCAAGGUAGGUGUGAAAUUACUUAAAUUUCACGUCAACCCAACUGCUGCAACGGGUGUACGGUUUUUCGGGUUUUCCGCGAAGUGCUACGAGAAAAAACCUCAACUAGAAUUCAUGAAACUCCUUAUUUACAUAGAUUUGAACACGCUGAUCAUGAAUAUGUAAACAUUUUUCAAAAUGGCUCAGUAGUUUUCUUGCAUUUUGAUGCAUUCAGUCUCACACCCAUUGCAGCAGUUUGUUCUUUGGUGGGUCGACGUGAUUUCUAACAGUUGCACAUUCUUUUGGCGGAAAUUUUAAUUAUUAGUAAAAAUUUGACGAAUUUCAAAUAUGUAUAUGGUCACAAACCGAAAUAACAUUGCAGAUUCCCAAGAAUCUCAGCCACCAAAGAUUCUGGACUUGACAAGUUUGCCAUCAUCAAGUACCCACACACCACCGAAAGCGCCAUGAAAAAAAUUGAAGAGCACAACACACUUGUUUUUAUUGUUGAUGAGAAAGCAUCAAAAAAUCAAAUCAAGAAAGCGUUGUACGACAGAUACCAAGUUAAAGCUAUCAAGGUUAGUUUAUAGGAAGAAAUACUAUGUUAUUGAUGCUUUCUGCUUCAGGUCAACACUCUCAUCACUCCACUUCACCAGAAGAAAGCCUACGUCAGAUUGGCACCGGAUUAUGAUGCGUUGGACCUCGCCAACAGAAUUGGUGUCAUCUAA
Molecule: messenger RNA, 847 nt
Organism: Caenorhabditis angaria
Lineage: Eukaryota; Metazoa; Nematoda; Chromadorea; Rhabditida; Rhabditidae
Source: the annotation of a GenBank genome assembly